Messenger RNA from Hylaeus anthracinus, 9511 nucleotides. RefSeq lists its product as uncharacterized. Bases 747 to 5381 code for a protein of 1544 amino acids. NCBI's taxonomy places the organism in Eukaryota, Metazoa, Arthropoda, Insecta, Hymenoptera, Colletidae. The transcript has 9 exons. Gene Ontology annotation, molecular function: protein binding. The record is from RefSeq and is a predicted model, not a curated record.
UUGAAAUUUUAUUUUAAGACUAUAACUGAUUAGCAACUGUUUUCUGCUGUUAAACGAAACCACGUUUUCGUUUAACAUUGACAGAUUUCCCAAUAGUUCAGUGACGAUCACAUGAAACAAUGAAACCUGCGCCUACAUUUCCAAGAAAGCGACGCUUGACGUCUCGGUCGUGACGUCAGCCACUGUCGUUAAACUACGAUGUUCGAAAUACGUGUUUUCUAUUCAUUUUACGUCCGAGUUCUUUUUAAACAAUUAAAUCUUAUACUCGAAAGUAUCUCGUGGAACUUGAAAUUCGUAGAAACGAGUGACGAGGGUAUUUGACUGGUUUUUCAUGUCGUCGGUUGAUCGUCGACAUGUUGGCACCACUGUCGAUUGAUCGCACGUAUUUUACCCAGAAUGUAUAUCGUAAGUAUAUAUUUAUUCGUAGGUCCCUCUGGGCGAAUGUAAACAGAAUUUUUUCACAAAUAUGAAGUGACACGACCGAUUGAUGUGGCUGGCGUUUGUGAUACCGUGCCGUGAAAUCGCGUUUAUGGUGCGCUCCGCGAGGUUCCGUGUUCGUUGAAUCUCAAAGUGCUUUACGGUGACCAGAAGAUAUAUUCAGCUGGUAGAACGGGUUCGCAUUCGACCGCCCCGUAGUGUAGUUGAGUUUAGUGAAGUGGACUGGAAACGAGUAUAGUGUACAUGGUAGCACGAUGAGGAAUCUGCGAAAACGUUUCGAUCACUCGCUGACGUGAUGGGAGCACAAGAUGUCUUCAACCAAAGCAAGUCUCAAAAGGCUACUACAAGAAAUGUUUCAAUUUUCACUGUCAGAUUCGAAAGGUGCAUCAAGACAUGAUAUUGUUAAAUCUUUGGACGUGCAUAGGAUGACAGAGACUCUGUGUUGUGAUUCAGAGAAAUGUGAAAAUAAAAGUAAUCAUGUAAUAACUAAUACUUGUCUCUCUCAGGAGAAGGACAUUUUUAACAGAAUAGAAAAUGAAUUGCGUGACACAGCAGAAACUGGAGUAAUUGUUAAAUAUUCUUCCGACAUAUGCUCGGUCAAUCACUGUAUAUCUAGAGAAGAUGUUAAUCAUUGUAUUUGUAAAUGUGAUAUAAUGCAUUGUCCGAAACAGAAAGAAAUUGUAAAUAAUUACGUAUGUUCCAAUACGUGCAAUUUGUGGAAAACUCAAGCAAAUAAGCUUUUGCUAUUACCAAUUACAAAAAAAGUUGGUACACAGUGGAGAAAUUGUUUUUGGAGACAAUUUUUAAUCUCCUUUAUUAUUUUAUUGUGUACAACAUUAUGCAAUGCAGAUCCAAAUCAGUGUGCAGUUGGCCUCCAAACACCUGGAAGAACUUGGCCUCAAGGUGAUAUUGUUCUUGAACAUUGUAAACCUCCGAAAACACAUUGUCAACCUUUAAAAAUACUUUGUAUAUUGAAUCAAACAUUUGUGGACAAUAACUUUCGUGGAAAAAAUGCCUCAGAUCUUGUAUUCUUUCGCAAUGCAAGAGAGAUGGAACCAGAAUGUAUUACAAUUGUUAAUGAAACUACAAUAUCAUUGGAUGUAGAAAGCCCCCCACCUGCAGAAGACAUGUAUUAUUGUAGACUGAGGCUAGAUAAUGAUAAAAACAAACAAUAUACAUCAGUUUGUUUAAACAAGGUUGUAGUUGGAUUUAAACCUGAAGAGCCAGAAAAUUUUACUUGUAUAUCUCGUAAUUGGGAAAAUUUGACCUGUACAUGGGAUCCUGUCCAGAACUACGUUACAACAAAAUUCACGCUUGUGUUCAAAUUGCCGGGAAGAGCAGGUGGGCGAAUGUUAUUUCCAUGCCCAAAAGAACCUCAAAAAACUCAAAAACCGAAUACGUGUUUUUGGGAUACAACUACAAACCCAAUUUAUCGACAACCUUACGAAAACUAUACGUUUAUACUCACCGCGGAAAAUGUGCUAGGAAACGCUAGUUUCGAGUAUAAAUUUCAUCAUUAUGCUCACAUUAUUCCUGCAAAGCCGGCUAAUCUGUCAGUUAUUAAUAAAACAUCCGAAAGUGCAUUAUUAUACUGGAACAUACCUUUUCCAAUGCAAACUUUUCCACCUGGUUUACAUCAUAGAAUAAUGUAUCAAAACCAGUGGGAUCAUCAGAAAGAUUGGGAAGUAAUCGAUAUUACAAAUGAUAAUCGCACGCAUAAGAGAUAUUAUAAUUUGACUGGAUUAAAGUAUGCCAACACUGGCUACGAUGUACGAGUUUUCAUGAGAAGUGCUGUCGCGACAGGGGAAGAUAAAUGGAGUCAGUUUAGUGACGUUACUUUCAGAACGUCGCCGAAAUUACCCGAUCGUCCUCCAAAAACCGAUAUUGGAAGUUUCGAAAUAGCGGAAAAUAGCGCUAACAGAGACGUGUAUUUGUAUUGGCAAGCUAUACCAUCAUAUCUAGAAAAUGGUGUCAACUUUAGGUACGAGAUUCGUCAUGUGAAAGAGAAUGGACGAAAAUUGUCACUUCUUCUAAAUGAAACUACAACAACCUAUAUUAAAGUCAAAGUCAGCUUCUACAGUCAUACAUUUGAAGUCAUUGCAAAAAAUAUUGUUGGAGCAAACAAGGAACGAGCUACAAUUUUUGUUCCUAGUCGAAGCGAAACACCCCGUGAACCGAUAGCAUUCACAAAAAUUGCGUUUGAAAAAGGCUUGCACGAGUUAUCCUGGAAGCCACCUAUGAAUACAGAAAUCACAAAUUACACAAUUUUUUGGUGCGAUAAUGUACGCGAUCGUCCGUAUCAGUGCACUGGUUACCUAGACUGGGUCCAUGUAUCGAAGAAUGUAACAGUCUACAAUAUGACAGUGCCGGAUCCUGACAAAGUUUACCAAUUUGCGAUUUCUACGAAUACGAAUAAGGGAAGUAGUGGAAUGGUAUGGGCUUCGUGUACCGUAAUUUAUAACAAGGAUAUCGGAAAAAUAAAAUCGGUGUGGAUAAAUGGAAUUGGCUCCGAUUUUAUCGAAGUUAGGUGGAAUUUAGAGUGUUCGGAUCGCAUUGGAAUCGUCGAGGGAUUCAAUAUUUACUACUGCCCUAUUGUUUCGCCAUUGAACUCGAUCUGCAAAGGUGCGAAACUGAAUACAACGAUAAAAGGAGAUCGUCACACUACGAACGGAAGAGUGAACAAUUUGAAACCGUAUACAACGUAUAUGCUGACUGUUGCUAUUUUAACAAAAACUGGAGAAGGAGUGCACGGUGAUCCUUUAUUCAAUACAACACUUGAAGCUGCACCAUCAACUCCACCGCAUGAUGUUAAAAUUGUUAAUGUGACGAACACGACAAUGUUCAUCACGUGGAAACCACCGGAUGCAAUGAACGGUGUAUUGCGUUACUACAAGGUGUAUUAUAAUAAAGAAGUACAAGAAGUCGAUGAAGCAAAUCACAUCGAAUUGAAGGGUCUACUAGCACACACGAAUUACAACAUUAGCAUAGCAGCGUGUACUGUAGCUUGCAGUACAGAGUCACCUAUAAUCCAUGAAACCACGAAGAUUGGAGUACCGGGGAAAAUGAAUGUGCCCAAUGUGCGCUUCGUGAAUUCUAGCCAAGUGAUCGUCAUAUGGAAUAAACCUCAAUACUCAGCUGGUCACUUGAACUAUUACGAAAUAUCUUCGAACGAUGGUGAAGUUCAAAAUAGUACAAGUACAGAAGCUCAAUUAGCUAUUCCUGAUUGCAAGACUGUAGGACGAGAACGACUGUAUCAAUUUCGUGUAAGAGCUAUUAAUAUUGCGCCGGGUAACGUACAUUUAAAGGGUCCAUGGUCUGAACCUGGUGAGGGAAAUUGUUACAGUGAUGGACCAUCGUUUAGUAUGUGGGUAAUAUGGGUGAUAGGAGGCAUUACUAUUCUCGCGAUUCUCCUUUGUCUUGGACACGUUUUAAAGAGAAUGUGGUUGAAAUGCAAAGCUAUGCAAGAUGUUGAAGUGAAAUUACCACCGGGACUGGCACCGAACAUGAAACUUCUUCAGAAGGUUGGUGAACAACACAUACGACAAUCUUCUGCUGAUUCAAGCGGUUGUUCCAGUGGACAAGAAUCUGUUACCUCGUCUCUCACGUCAGAUUCUCAAGUUUCUAGUGACAGUGGUACCGAGAUAGAUCCUAUGCCAGUGUCACCCAAUAAAUUAUUAGAAACUUUACCAGCUUGGGAAUCUUCGAGUCUGCGUCAAAGAAAUGUUGGAAUUACAAGACCAGGAUUUACAACAGAAACAGCGCGUUGGGAACCUUAUGUGAAGGUUGCAAAGUCUGGGGAGCCCAUUAUUGGAGACACAUUAUCCUUGGCGCGAUCCACGCCAAAUUUAACCGACAGUACAGGCUGUACGACUUCUCAACAUACUUGGUCCUCGACUGGUUACAUCAGUAUGCCAUCGUCAGAGGAACUGUCGAGCAAUCCAAGCCCUGUUUCUAAAGAAACUUUAACUACUGGUGGCUACAGCGUUAUAGGCUCGGUGCCAAAGCCAGUGAAAUCAAAAUCCGAAGAUGACAGUGAUCUAACGGAAUCCACAGCGGAUACGUUGAUACCCAUUAAAGCGGAAACUAAACCUAUUAAUCCAUAUAUAACCUUAGCCUCUUUGGAACAGAAACAAAAGGACAAGAAAACAAUCGAUGCUUUGGGUGAUUUAGAUGAUUUGACGUUUACCGAGACGAACAAAUCAAAACUGGAAUCCUUAAUUCCAUUCUCUACUUCUGAUAAAACUUCCAAACCGUAUGUGCAAACGGGUUUGAUCGAUCCAUUGAAGAAAAAACCGUUCACUUUAAGCGGUAUUGAGGGAGGUGGAAGAAGUACGAUAAUAUCCACUCCAUUCGCAUCAACAUCUCUGACUGACUCGUGCAACAAACCAUUCGUUUCCUCUUUCGCGAGUCCAAUGUCAUUGCCCUCCACUUUGGAUUCUUCUUCGAAACCGUACGUUUCCAUAUCCUCGAUUCCCGAGGUUUCGAAAAAGUCAAGUUUCCAACCGACCGUAUCGGAGCCUUCGCAGAAGUCCUGUGUACUUCAAGCGUCUACGACUGACGGAUCGAAGCCUUAUGUUCUAGCGAGUUCCGUGUUCCAAAUGUUGCAACAACAACAAGUGGGGAAACCAGAAGUGUCCAUUUCGGAAACGAUAGAGAAUCGAAGUGACGAAGAUUCUAUAACGACAUAUCCUUUGUGUUGGCAGACUGGUGGUACAAAACCAAGUUCGAAGUUAGAUCCAGAGAAGCCUAUUAUUACGGCCAAACAGAGCACUGGUUACGUUACCAUAGCGGAAAAUCCAAAGCUAGAUCAACAUAGAUCGUCGACAGUCUCGUCGCCGUACGUGCAGCACGAAAGGUUUGAAAAACCACUGCCACAGAACACCGCCGGACAGUCAGACGAACAAUACAGUAAAGUGACUGUUGUGCCAAGUACUGUUCAAUGAAAAGAAGAGAUGCGAAUGUAUCGAUUCUGGCAGUGAGCUUGUACUUGUCGGUUCGUAUGAAUUUCCUUCAACACAGGAACCUCUUCCUAAUGAACUAAAGUGGUGCAAUACGAUUUAACGUUUGUAGGUGCUUUCGAAAUAUAAUCGACAACAGUAAGCUCUACAUUUGUUUUUUAUCAGUAUAGUAUUUAGAUCGAAGACUUGAAAAAUACGAAAUUGAAAGAAACUGUGCGUCCUAAGGGAGGUGGACAUGCUAGUGUCUAUAUAUCUACGGCGGUGUGUUUUCCGGGAUCUUGCGCGAAACAGCAUGACUCGAUGUCGCAUUACGACUGAAAGCGUAAUUAAAGAAGAAUAUCGUAUACAACGAUACAUUCGGUAUGAGGACAUAUCGAACAGAAAAUAACCUCAUUUGUGAAAGUAUGUACAAAACGAAUUACUUUUAUAUUGUAUAUCGUGCAAUGUGAUGUAAGAAUCACUAGCAACGCCAUAGCAUAAGGAUACAUAGUUUAAGUAAAUUAUGUGGCAUACAUUCAUUGACAAACAGCUUGUGUCGGAACAAUCAAAUUUCUUUGCUGACUAUCUAUGGCAGUAAAACAAUUAUCAUUGUAAAGUCAAUAGUCAUUUAAUCAUUGUGAAGCUUUUAAUCAACUCUUUGUGAAAAUAUUCACGUUUCGAAUACGUUCAAAAUAAAUCUAAGAUCUUUCAAAAUAUCUUUAUUCAAAUAUCAUGCCGAGAAUGCAUUGCAAAAACAGUUACUUGCAAUUUUGAUCUUUUUCGCGGUUAGCGUAACUAAAACAGAAAUUUUUGAUAUUCGAAUCAUUUGUUUGUUAAAGCCGUGGAGUACGUACAGAGGUUAUAACGAUUUUUGCUGAACUACAUUUGUACGCGCAAUUUGUUUAUCUGUAUAUAUAAGUUACAAAUCGUUCCUGUAGUAUUUUACUAUCGCUAGCAAUGAUUGACAGAAAAUAUACAGUAAAAGGAAACUAUGAUAACGAGUACAGGGUCAAGGAUAAUAAGAUAAGGAAAGACUAAUCAAAGUGGAGUUCUGAGACCAGUUAUAUUUUGCAUGUUUCUUACGUAUUUCAAUAUCUGUUGAAAAUUUAGACAUACCAGAAAACAAACGUUCUAUAUUGUUUCCGUUUUAAUAUCUUUGCUGACUUCACUGCAAAUUUUUAGUGAAACUACAAUCAUUUUUAACUUUUAUCAGCAAAUAAAUUGUUUUAAACGUUGUUAUUUUUUGUUCAAAGAAAGGUUAUUUUAAGGACACAAGAUCAUUUGUACAGUUUAAACGGACUAUUUUGAUGGUCAGCAAAGUUGAAUGAAUUUGGAAAUACUAGAAUGUUGAAGAAGUGCUGGUACAUCAAUUGAAUACUAUACUUUACAGAAAUUUUAAGGAACUAUGCAAUGCCAUUGAAUCAUUUAUGCUAAAAAAAAAAAACAAGAAUAUAUAUGCAUAAUACCUUAAGCUAGUCAUUGACGGGGUACAUGAGUUUAUACAGGCCUUUUUUAACGCUUAUGUUUUCUACAUUAUCAUCAAUUUCAAUAUUAAUAAUUUGUUGGUAAUCGGAACAUAUCAUAUUUUAAAGCAUUACUCUUAAUCAAUUCAUUGAACGAUCUUCGUGAUAAUCAAUUUGCAAAAGAAAUUUAUAUAAAGUAAAGAUCAUAAUAGACAUCGAGAAAAAAAAGUAAAAAAUUGACCUUUCUUGCAUCGUGAACAAUCAAAUUCAUCGAUCACUUUUUGUAAUUGCGUAUCAAUCGUCUGUACUUGACCUCGGGUUGCAAAAUCGAACAACUCAAUUACUCACCAAUAUACCAGUUCAAAAAAGGCCUGGGAGGAUGUAUAUCCGAGUUAUUUCACAAGUUCAAACAAUUUCUCUUAACGAAUUUGUGGAAAGUAUAUGCUAAUCAAGAAAAAAUAACAAUAAAAAAAAAAAUGUUGUUUGUACUUGUGAAAUGAUAUGUAAUAAGUUUCAUGGAACAAAUUGACGUCCAUGGAACUGUCUCUGGAGCGAGCUUACGUAUACUCGUAUGUUAUUGUUGUUACUAAGAGAUGAAUCGCUAAUAUUUAAUGAGUCGCGUGUAACAUGUAAAUGCUACCUAGUUUGUAACAAUAUUAAGUUGAAAAGAGGAAUAAACACAAUCGAUGGACGUCCGGUGCAUCGUGAUGCAUUCUAUCAACAGAAUACAUAUACUUUUUACGUAGGGACAUGUGUGCACAGAGUGUUUAAAAAUGCGUAAUUGAAAUAACACCACGAGGAGAAAAUUUUAACUAAACGAUUCGCUCGGAAAAUAUUCCACGUAAGGAUCCUUGCAAAAGUGUAGUAAAAGGAAAACAAAAUAUUAAUUAGUUGUAUAGUUGUCUUAUAAAAACAAAGUGAGAAGUAAAUGCACGCAAGAUUUUGAAUAUGCUCAUGUUGAGAUAAUUAGGUAUUUUUCACGAUAAAAGCUUAUUAGAUUGAUUUAGUGGAAAUAAUCGAGCGCUAUCUACUUUGUUAGGUUUUACAUGUCUACAUUGUACAUACAAUAUAUAUCUAUUAUUAUCUAUUUUUGUUACAUAUUUAUAAACGAGAAAAGAACUACUUUAUCGCAUACUAAAUAUAUAUAUAUAUAUAUAUUUAUAUAUGUAUAUUUAGUCUAGACUAAAAAGUUUUAAACGAUGGAAUUGUGGUUUAAGUGAUUUAUAUAUAUAUAUAAUUAUAUAUAUAUAUAAUGUAGCGAUGACCUACGAAUACGUGACAUACGUAAGACAUAUUUCUAUCAUUACAACAUUUAUCUUUAUCGAUUAAUUUGCCUUGCAGAGAUCGAGCAUAUAUAGAGCGCGUAUAUUCAUGAUUUCUUUUCUUUAAUGUAAUCAAACAAUUCUUGUAUAAUUUAGUUGAAUAGUGAAUAGUUCGUUACGAAUGUUUAUAAUGUUUAUGUUACAAUUAUCAUUGAUAUUGCGGGAGCUCGGUGUUAUCAAUGACAAAAAAUUAAUUGACGAAACCCUGUUUAAAAUUAAUGGUGUGAUCAGUAAUGAAAUAUUAAUUGACGAAACCCCGUUUACAAUGAAAGGAAAAGUCUAGCAUAUUAAAAUCACAGUUACGUAGUAGAGACAAUCUCAGUGCAAUGACACGCGAAUAAUCGAAUAAUGUAAAUAUUAACUGCUUCAUUUUUCUCGAUUUUUUACAUGUAAUAUAAUCAUACCGUAUCAUGUUUUUUUACUGAGCUCCCUGAUUGUAGAUUUUUUUAUAUAUAUUCAGAGUGCAGUGAAUUGUUGAGACAAAUUAUCAGAUUUUGAUUACAAUAUUUGUUGUUAAUUCAGGAGAGAAAAACGUGUUCGAAAAUUAUACUCUCACGUAUUUUACGUGCCUUUGUAUUUCUGCGUAUUAAUUCGAAGACUCGAUCGUUUCCAAAAAGCUUCGUUAUUUGCGAUUAAUGUUUAUUCUUCAAAGAACACAUAUAGUAUUUGUGAACAGACAAAAUUUUAUUGAAAUUUAACCGACAAUGGACAUUUGCAAAUAUAGGAUUAUAUUUUGUAGAAAUAUACGAACACUAUGCUAAAAUUAAUCGUGGGAUACUGUGAUUGUAAAUCUUCUGUUCGAAUCAAAAUUACAAGUUCUGUAAAUUAAUGUCUGUAAUAAUAUUUGAAACUAUAUUGAUGUUCUAAAUGGAAACAGUUAGUGACGUAGACUCGAUUGUUUGCAAUAAAACAUUAAAAACAUUUAAUAACAGUAUUCCAGGGUUAACAGCCUGAUUUUCCUGAUAACCUUAAAUUGCGUCAAGGUGACUCCAUACUAAUUCUAAUGACAUCUUGUACAGAGUAUUGUAAAAUAUAUUUUUACUACAUUUUUUUUUGGUUUUAUUAUUUAUUUCUUAUAUACAUGGAAUUGUGCUUAAGUUUAUCUCUGUACGACCGCUGUUCUUAUGCCAUUAUUAUAUAUGCCAUGCCGUCGAGGCUUGCCAUUUUAUGUAGGUUCAUUUUACAAUUAAUCCCAAAGUUAUUUUGUUUUCAAUACUCAUACACGGAUCGUUGAUACAAAAGGCUAUAAGAAUUCUUUGUAAAACUUAUCUUCAAUCAAUGCUGUUGAUAAGCGCUUUAAAAGCCAUUUACUUUAUAAUGAUUAUGCUGAAAUAUAUAACAUUUAUAUUGA